Messenger RNA from Monoraphidium neglectum, 777 nucleotides. RefSeq names its product 3-oxoacyl-[acyl-carrier-protein] reductase. The coding region runs from base 1 to 777 and encodes 258 amino acids. Gene Ontology annotation, molecular function: oxidoreductase activity. NCBI's taxonomy places the organism in Eukaryota, Viridiplantae, Chlorophyta, Chlorophyceae, Sphaeropleales, Selenastraceae. The record is from RefSeq and is a predicted model, not a curated record. The transcript is spliced from 6 exons.
AUGCCGGGACGUUUUGAUGGGCGCGUCGCUAUCGUCUCCGGCGCGGGCAGGGGCAUCGGCAAGGCCAUUGCUACACGGCUAGCUGCUGAGGGCGCCAGCGUGCUGCUGUUUUCCCGGACCGAGUCAGAGCUGCAGACGGUGGCGGCGGAGAUCGAGGCGUCAGGCGGCGCGGUCCACUACGUCGUCGCGGACGCCUCCAAGGAGGACGACGUGGUCCGCGCCGUCGCUGCGGCCGAGGAAAAGUUUGGCGCCCCCGCCGACAUCUUCAUCGCCAACGCCGGGUGGUACCCCUUCAUCAAGCUCGACGACGUAACCUUGGACCAGUGGAACGAGAUCAUUGCCGUCAACCUGACGUCAGCGUUCCUGGCGGUCAAGGCGGUCACCCCGGGGAUCGUCAAGGCCGGCAAGGGCGGCCGCAUCGUGCUGAUCUCAUCCAUCUCCGGCCCCAGGACCGGGCUGUCCGGCUACGCGCCCUACACCGCCGCCAAGGCCGGCCUGCAGGGCUUCGUGAAGACGGCCGCGGUGGAGCUGGCAAAGCACAAGAUCAGCAUCAACACGGUGCUGCCCGGCAACAUCUACACCGAGGCCCUGGCCAGCCUGCCCAACGGCUACGUGGAGGAGACCGUCAAGGCCAUCCCCGCGGGCACCCUGGGUGACGUCAGCGACAUCGCUGAGGCGGUGGCAUACCUGGUGGCCGCGGGGCCCUUCACCACCGGGGCGGAGAUCGUGGUGGACGGCGCCCAGUCACUCCCCGAGAGCCAUUUCGCAGAGUUUUAA